Molecule: messenger RNA, 3138 nt
Organism: Prosopis cineraria
Lineage: Eukaryota; Viridiplantae; Streptophyta; Magnoliopsida; Fabales; Fabaceae
Product: putative disease resistance protein RGA3
Exons: 2
Coding region: 67-1392 (441 amino acids)
Biological process (GO): defense response to other organism
Molecular function (GO): ADP binding
Source: RefSeq, a predicted model, not a curated record
CGUCUCUACUCAUCAAGCCAAGACUGUUUCCCUAUUCACUAGAACAUUUGAAUCCUAAGCUUCAAAAUGGGUUCUAACCCAAUAAGCGAAUCUGGUUUUGUACCAGCAACAUUUCAAGUUUUUCUUGAAAAAUUUCUGACUUUUGCUCAGAAUGAAAUUGCUCUCAUCUUAGAUGCCGAAGAAGAAUUCAAGAAGCUGAAAAGAGCAGUCCUCAAGGUUGAAGCUCUCGUGGACUGUGUCGCAAUCAAGCAGCAACUGUGGUGCCAUAGCAGCCAGAGGGCCGUUCAGCUUUGGCUUCGCGACCUUCAGAAUGUUAUACAUGAUGCCGAUGACUUACUAGAUGAGAUUGACCUUGGGCUUAUGAAGCUUAACUCCAACACUGACGGGGAGGAGCGGACCCAAAAGGAUGAGGUAAUCAAUCUAGUCUUUCCUGAAUUGAAAGUAGGGAUUCCUCGUAAGAUGGCUAAUAUUCGAGAGAGGCUAGAAGGCAUGGCAAGGGAGAUGGAUGGUCUCUUUAUGACUGAUUUAGUCAACAUCCAGCAGCCUAACUUUAUCGGAGAUGUGCAGACUAGCUCAUUAGUGAAUAAAUCAUUUGUGAUAGGAAGGCAGACAGCUCUGAAUGAGAUUAAGGGACUGUUGUCGCUAGGGGAAACAACAACUUGUGAUAUUUCUGUUAUUUCAAUCGUGGGCAUGGCUGGGGUUGGUAAAACCACACUUGCCCAACUUCUCUUCAAUGAUGAUGAUGUGAUGAGGCAAUUUUCACGCAUCUGGGUGUCUGUUUCUAAGGAAGAUACUGUGGAAAAGAUCACACAUUUAAUUUUGGAGUCUAUUGAACCAGAGGCAACAAUGCUUCAGGUCUUGAAUUUGAACGCUACUCAAACUAGACUUCAAACUGCACUUUCCGAAGUCAAGUUUCUGAUUGUGUUGGAUGGCAUGUGGAAUGAAAAUGGAAGAGAUUGGGAUAGGCUAUUAUUGCCUCUCAAAGCCAAUGCUAAAGGAAGCAAAAUCUUAGUAACUACAAGAAGCAUGAUUGUUUCUAGAAUUGUUUCCACAAUCCCAGCCUAUCAUGUGAAGACUUUAUCUGUUGAAGAAUGUUGGAGUCUGAUCAAACAAAAAGCAUUCUCUUGUAUAAAAGAAGACGAGCACCAAGAAUAUGAGAAAAUCGGUUUAAAAAUUGCACAAAAAUGUAAGGGGUUGCCAUUAGCUGCAAGAGUUAUUGGAAAUAUUCUGCGUACUAAAUUUGACAAGGAGGGAUGGCAAGCUGUAUUAGCAAGUAAAUUAUGGGACCUAGGGCAUGGUGCAAAUGAGCUUCUUCUUGCAUUGAAAAUGAGCUAUGAUCAUUUACCUUACUCCUUGAAAAGGUUUUUCAUAUUGCUCAAUUUUUCCUCCUGAUUAUGAGUUCAAAAGGGAUGAAUUGGUCCAAUUAUGGAUUGGAGAAGGGUUUAUUGAAAAAAGAGCAUUGAGAAGACCAGAAGAUAUUGGCAAAGAUUACUUUGAUCUUUUGUUGUCGAGCUGCCUUUUCCAAGUUUCACGUGAGGGUCAAGGCAAUCAUCAGACAUACAAAAUGCAUGAUCUCAUUCAUGGCGUUGCUGAAUUUGUUUCUGAUGGGUUAUGUUUCAGAUUGGAAGAUAACAUUCCACGUCCACCACAAAAUCUUAAAACUCACCCGGUACUCAACCUUGCUCUGUAAAGAUAUUCAACCAUCAGCGGCUUGGAAGGUUUUUCACAGAUGUAGCCACUUGCGAACGUUCAUUUUGUUGUCUCAAGGUGCAGAUAAAGUUCACCAAAUCCCUCCUGAAAUUUUCCACAAGAUGCCUUAUAUCAGAGUACUAGAUUUAAGUCGUACUAACAUUACGGAACUGCCUAGUACAAUUGAUAAGUUGAGGCACCUUCGUCAUCUUGAUGUCUCGAACACAAACAUUGAAAGCUUGCCAGAAUCAAUCACAAAGCUACGAGGGUUGGAAACCAUUAAGCUAAACAAUUGCCUGCAGUUUCGUCAUUUGCCUAAAGAUAUGAAGAACUUGACGAAUCUUCGACACCUUGAGUUGGAUAUACAGAGGCAAAUAAACUCUAUGCCAGCACAAUUUGGAAGGUUGACAAAUCUUGAAACUUUAUCUGCAUUUCUUGUGGCCAAAGAGAAGGGACAACAAAUUGAGGAGCUUAAAGAUAUGAAUUGCCUUCGGGGAGCCAUUUGCAUCACCAAUCUUGAAAAUGUUACAAAUAAUGAAGAAGCUGCCGCAGCCAAGUUAGAUCAGAAAGCAUAUCUGGACAACUUAAAGUUAGAAUGGGAGGUUGAAUAUCACCUCACAGCACCAGAAGUCUUAGGAGGUUUGCGGCCUCAUAAUCUGAUCAAGGAGCUAACUGUAUCAGGUUAUAGUGGUGCUACAUUCCCAGAUUGGCUCACAAGUCAGUCACUUUGCAUGCUACAAAGCGUUUACUUGCAUAACUGCUACAAAUGCGUAGCUCUUCCGUCUCUUGGUCAACUUCCAAUGCUCAAUUCUCUUUACAUUCAUAACAUGCCUGACUUGGACUCUAUAGAUGAAAACUUUACAGGUCGUGGCAUGUCUUUUCCUUCUUUACUGAAACUAAAACUCAACAAUAUGCCUAAGCUUCGAGACUGGACAGAUUUUCAAAUUGGUAACAUGCCUAAACUUUGUCAUCUUCAAUUAGACAUUGUCCGAUCUUACAGUUCCUUCCUUCCCUCGGAUGUCUCACUUCUCUUGAAAAAUUGGAAACUAGUCGUUGUCGACAAGUUCAAUUCUCGCCAAAUGGAGAAGUACCAGAAUCCUUGAAUUUCUUAAUUAUUACACAGUGUGACGUCUUGCGUCCUGAUGAGAACAUGAUAAAUUCAAUCUCCUACGUUGAAGUUGAUGGUCAAAUUCCUGAAGGAUAACUACCUGCCAAUUGAAUGCUCUUUUAUUUUUGAAGCUACACAGAUGAAUGGAAGGGUUGAGCUAAAGCUGUAGAUGGAUCCAAGUUGGUCUAUUUGUGCCAUUCAACGUUUUGGUUUGAUGGUCAGAGUAUGUUUGUCUCUCACCCAUCCAGUCAAGAGUUCGAUGUGAUGCAGAAACCAGGAAUCUUAAGUGAGUUUAUUUGUAAUUUGGAGGCUUGAACUGGAUAUAGAUCAUAUUAUUGGAA